Phodopus roborovskii (desert hamster) is the source of this 524-nucleotide messenger RNA. Its product is annotated as ubiquitin-like. NCBI's taxonomy places the organism in Eukaryota, Metazoa, Chordata, Mammalia, Rodentia, Cricetidae. Gene Ontology annotation, cellular component: nucleus; cytoplasm. Bases 47 to 427 code for a protein of 126 amino acids. Gene Ontology annotation, biological process: protein ubiquitination; modification-dependent protein catabolic process. Gene Ontology annotation, molecular function: ubiquitin protein ligase binding; protein tag activity. The record is from RefSeq and is a predicted model, not a curated record. The transcript has a single exon.
UAUCGUCUCUGCGUCUUUGUGAGGACUGCUGUCGCCACCGCUGACAAUGCAGAUCUUCGUGAAAACCUUAACUGGUAAGACCAUCACCCUGGAGGUCGAGCCCAGUGACACCAUCGAGAAUGUCAAGGCAAAGAUCCAGGACAAGGAGGGUAUCCCCCCUGACCAGCAGAGGCUGAUCUUUGCUGGCAAGCAGCUAGAAGAUGGCCGCACCCUGUCCGACUACAACAUCCAGAAAGAGUUCACCCUGCACCUGGUCCUCCGCCUCAGGGGUGGGAUGCAGAUCUUUGUGAAGACCCUGACAGGCAAGACCAUCACCCUGGAGGUUGAGCCCAGUAACACCACCAACAAAGUCAAACAGGAAGAUGGACGCACCUUUCUCACUACAGUGUCUAGAAAGAGCACACCUUGUGCUUGUUCUUGGGCUUGAGGAGGGGAGGUGUCGUAGUUUCCCCCAUCUUUUAACCUGUUAACAAGUUUCAUUGCACUUUGAAUAAAGUUCUUGCAUUCCCAAAAAAAAAAAAAAA